Colossoma macropomum (tambaqui) is the source of this 3790-nucleotide messenger RNA. RefSeq lists its product as uncharacterized. The transcript is spliced from 8 exons. Gene Ontology annotation, molecular function: protein heterodimerization activity; protein homodimerization activity. The record is from RefSeq and is a predicted model, not a curated record. Gene Ontology annotation, biological process: angiogenesis; cell adhesion. Lineage: Eukaryota; Metazoa; Chordata; Actinopteri; Characiformes; Serrasalmidae. The coding region runs from base 271 to 1242 and encodes 323 amino acids.
UCUGAGCAAUAAAGAGAGGUUGGUGGUCAUGUAAAAAUGAAUCAUGACUGUUCUUUUCGUACAUAUCACACCAACCACGCAAAUGGAGAAUAAAAAAGUCAAACUAAAUGUCCCGAGCAGACGGGGAAGUCCAGAAAUCUGAUCAAGGAAGUGCUUUUUCGUUGUCGCUGUUGAUGAGACUAUAUUGAAAGCGAAAGCAUUUCAGACCUGCCUGCCUACAGCAGCUGCUACACGCUCUCUGCUUUCCUUGAAGAGCUUGUAUCUGGAAACAUGGCUUCAGCUGUUCUCCUGUUCCUCACUGUGAUGCUUUCAUCUGUACAUUUUGGAGCAUUUGCUGCAGCACUGAUCAGUCUGGAAUGCCAGCCUGCAGUUGGAGUCGUUGGGCAGAUCACAAAGAUCUCCUGCUCUUUCAAGAUGAAUUUUGGCGCAGAUCAGAAAAUUAUUAUUUCUGCAGGGGCUGUAACUAAGAGAGGAGAGACAGAACCACUGUUCUGGUUUAAGAAUAAUACAGUAGACGGAGAUGAUCGAUUUAAACUUCUUUCUAAAAAUGAUCCAUCUUUACUGCUCAGUAGCACUGCUGUCUCUGAUGAAGGUCUGUAUGAUUACACUAUUGUAACCAAUCGUGGCAUAAUAGAAGAUGGAACAUUCAGGAUCAGCGUUACAGCUAAAUACAGUAAACCCACCAUGAGCUCAUGGCGAAAAGAGAUCGAAGAUGGUGGCCCUGCUGACCUUUACUGCAACGCUAGUGGCGGCUAUCCAGCAGGAGCCAUUCACUGGUUUGACAGCACCAACACCAACUGGACGACGAGCGCCACACUGAAGAUCACAGAGAGAGAGGACAAACUGGUACAUCUGUCCAGCAAACUGACCUACACCAGCAUUGACUCGAGCUGGGCGCCUUUCAGGUGUGUCGUUCUCAACAGCAAAUUCGUCCAAGAAGGAGAGGAAACGUUUCAACCCAAUAUAAAAGGUGGCAAAUCAGACACAUUUUCAGGCAAUGACAGUGAGUUCAAAAUGGAGACGAAAUAUGUCGCUCCGAUUGUUGUCAUCGGGUCUCUCAUAGUCGGACUCCUGCUGGUGCUCCUGUUACGCGGAAGAUGCAGCCACCCAGCCCGAAGACCUUCUACUGUACCUAUUCUGAGUGAUUUUCGUGACGUGGAGUCGGGUGCUGCCGAGGAUGUGACGAGAGCCCUGACCGUGGAGGAGAAGCCGACCAAAGAAGUUACCGAGAUGAAAACAUGAAUUUUCAAACGCGAUUUGCAGUCGGCUACAUUUGCAAGAAAAUUAGCGCACUAAUGAGACACUGCUGUUUUCAUUCUGUAUUCCUAGGACUGAGCUUCUUCUUCUUUAAAAAAAAAAAAAAUCACUUCCUCACUCAUUCCUCACCAAAUGUCUUUCUCUGACAUUUGUGGAUUGGAGUGUGAUGUGUGAGACUGUGGCCCGCUGCAGUUUGUCCUGAUGUUGGUAGAAAAGCUGUUUCAAUCAAAGCAAAUGUAAAACUCCACUGGAGCCACAAUAUGGAAAAUUCCUGUCAGUAACAUCGUCCAGCCUGUGAGAAUGAUAGUGAAACAAAUAGUGUGGAGUGAUGUUUUGGUGUCCCUUACAGAAAAACCACGUCAUUUUCAUAUUUAACCACCACACAUGCAAAAACGUGAUCAUAUGUUAAAACAUGACAAAACAUUAACACUGAAACUGUGCAAAAAAAAAAAGGAUUGCAUGUGAAAAUUAUGUAGUAACGUAAGUUUUGACAAGCGUGUGAUUAGGGUUUUUUCACUUUUUUCAUGUGAUUAUGUUUUUCUGUGUGUGACAACACGUGAUCACGGUUUUGUGGUUUUUACAGCUCACGUGAAAUAUGUGACUUUUUUGUAAGGGCGUUUCAACUUAAAGUGUGUUUUAAACUGGCUUAAAAUUGUGAUUUCAUUUAACUUAAAUAUAAAAUAAUAAUCAGAACUAUUAGAGGUUCAGUUCGCUCAAAACUUAAGGCAGACGGCUGAGUUUAAUAAGUUUAGUAAAAUCAAAACAGCACUUAUAUAGUGAGAGAGUUGAGGAAGAUAUUAGCUGGUGAGAAAAUCUAAAAUCUUUCCUUAAACAAAAAAAAGCAUCUAAAGCUUUCUGUGAUUUUGUCAUUAUGAUUUUAUCUUGUAACUUCUGCUAUCGCACAUCAAUAACAAACAUAGCAGAUCUUCUGGUUACUUUUAUCAAUAUUUUCACUUUGUGACUGUUACUUUAAGGGUAGUUUUUCCCGGACAGGGAUUAAGUCUAUGGACCACGGUUUUCCUUCUGGUGGAGAAUCUUCAUUCAAAAUGCUGUGUAAAACCAUGACUAGACUAGGCUUAAACCCUGUCCAUUAAAAACUAAGUGCAUCUGGCACUGAAAAAUUCCAAAAUCUCACUGUAAAUUUGAAAAUUAAGUUAUUCAGUUAAAUUCAAUUAUUGUGUGCUCUUCUCUGUUGAUUGACUUCACUAUGUUCUACACUAUGUUUUAUAAUGCUAGUGUGCAUUUAGUAGGUUGGGUGUGCUUGGUUUGAAAACUAGAGUAUUUUUGGUCGGGCUUGUAUGAUACAUAGGAAUCGUGCUACAUAUUUAGCUGACGCAGCUGCGGCUAAUUCUUUAUCAGGUACUAUACGUUGGGAGCCCUUUUAGAUAUUAGCGCAAGAAUAGUAGAACCUCUAUGGCUGCACUGCUUCAGUGCACUUUGCUAAAUCUUCCCCAAUAAAAAUGUACCCAGUUUUCCCUCUUUACCCCAAAUGUAAUGUAAUCGAGGUGAUUAAAUAUAGACCAGCCAAGACAUGUUUUGUGUCUGAAGUUUGCUUCUUUAGUUUUAGCACUGGUGCUAUGAGGCAGCUAAUGGAAACUUCUGCAUGCAUAAUUAGCAUUGUGCUAACCAUCACACGCCUCAAAACGUGUGGAGCUGUUCAGUAUCUCUAAUAGGCUUGAUUAUAGGGUUUCUGAGACUGUAUAAAUCCAUGUUAUCUAUAAACGUGGACUAAACUGAGGCGGCUGCUACUGGUUUUAUCAAUCAGGCAUGCUAAUGCACAAUGCUAAUUAGUGUGUUAGUGAUUAGCUACAUUAGCCUCAUAGCUUCAGUGCCAGAGGAAUGUCUUCCAAAAGUACAUUUUUUUUUUGCCAAAGUAUUGAUCCAAAACCAGCUGCCCUGUGGAAAAAAUACUUUGCUUUCUAUUGGGAAUUUGUUUAAUGGUUAGCAUUAGAGGCCUCUACUUUCCUGUGGAACACCUUUGGAUCCUAUUAGGAAACAUCUGGAAUCAGAACAGCUGUAAAACUCUCAGAAUCCUCCACACUGUUAUUUCAACCCCUCAGGAGAACACAGAACAUCAUUAAUGACUAUCAGACUCCACCAAGAACUAGCAGAACCUUUUAAUGGUUUCUGUAAUUUUUUCUUAUCACAGGAAGACAAUAACGGUAAAGCCGCAGCUUUUAGCACUGUAGGUGCCAAAAUGUACCCUAUUAUAAGAUUAUUAUUAUUAUUAUUGUGUUAAAGCAACAAAAUCUGUUGAGGGUAAUAUUUCCAACAGUUUUAUGAGGAAGGAACAUAAAAUUACCAAGCAGUCUUGGGGAACAUGCAUAGCACUUUUACUGACCAGUACUGUCUGGAACGUUUUGGUACAUUGGAAGCCAGUAUGUAGAGUAGAGAGGGCGAGAGACGCUGUGUGGCAUUUUUACUGAAUGAUCAUAUUGUAAAUAUUAUGAACUGUAAUAUAUCUACUCUUUGUGUAAACUGUUCCUAUGAUUGUGUAAAAACACAGAAAAUAAAUCAGUUUUGGGAAACUGAG